GCCGCCUAGCUUAAUGCUUCUGAAUGUGUGAAACAAUACCAUGCAGCGGUUUCAUUCCGAUUUUAUAGAGUAUUAUUUGCCGUAAAUAAAAUCUUAUAAGAUAUUAUUUGAAUUAUCCUUCCUACUGAGUCCAGCAGCGGGCAGGUGACAAAAUAAUGCCUGAAAUAAAAGUAACUCCCUUAGGUGCUGGACAGGAUGUUGGUCGCAGCUGCAUCCUCGUCUCCAUUGGAGGCAAAAACAUCAUGCUGGACUGUGGGAUGCACAUGGGAUACAACGACGAUAGGCGUUUCCCAGACUUUUCCUAUAUAACACAGAACGGACGUCUGACGGACUUCUUGGACUGCGUGAUCAUCAGUCACUUCCACCUGGACCACUGCGGCGCCCUACCUUACAUGAGCGAGAUGGUGGGCUACGACGGACCCAUCUACAUGACCCAUCCCACCAAGGCAAUUUGUCCCAUUUUACUGGAAGAUUUCCGGAAAAUCACUGUGGACAAGAAAGGAGAAACCAACUUCUUUACUUCACAAAUGAUCAAGGACUGCAUGAAGAAAGUGAUUCCUUUGAACCUCCAUCAAACUGUCCAGGUGGACGAUGAGCUGGAGAUCAAAGCUUACUAUGCAGGCCACGUCCUGGGAGCUGCUAUGGUGCACAUCAAAGUGGGAUCAGAGUCUGUUGUCUACACGGGAGACUACAACAUGACGCCAGACAGACAUUUAGGUGCUGCUUGGAUCGAUAAAUGCCGCCCCGAUAUCCUAAUAUCAGAGUCGACAUACGCAACAACUAUCCGUGACUCGAAACGGUGCAGAGAAAGAGACUUCCUGAAGAAAGUUCAUGAGAGCAUAGAAAGAGGAGGAAAGGUUCUCAUUCCAGUUUUCGCCCUGGGCCGUGCGCAGGAGCUCUGCAUCCUGCUGGAAACAUUUUGGGAGAGAAUGAAUCUAAAGGCUCCCAUCUACUUCUCCACUGGGCUGACAGAGAAAGCCAACCAUUACUACAAGCUUUUCAUUACAUGGACCAAUCAGAAGAUCCGGAAAACCUUCGUGCAGAGAAACAUGUUUGAAUUUAAACACAUCAAGGCCUUCGAUCGCUCCUAUGCAGAUAAUCCUGGACCAAUGGUGGUGUUCGCCACACCGGGUAUGCUACAUGCUGGCCAGUCUUUGCAAAUAUUCAAGAAAUGGGCUGGCAAUGAGAAGAACAUGUUGGACGUGAAGAUGCAGGUGGAGUACAUGUCCUUCAGUGCACACGCUGACGCAAAGGGCAUCAUGCAGCUCAUCCGUAUGGCGGAGCCUCGAAACAUGCUGCUCGUGCACGGCGAGGCUGCUAAAAUGGAGUUUCUAAAGGGCAAGAUCGAACAGGAGUUCAGUAUAGACUGUUACAUGCCAGCCAACGGGGAGACGACGUCUGUGAUAACUAACCCCAGCGUUCCUGUGGAUAUGUCACUCAACCUACUCAAGAGGGAGAUGGCUCUCGGAGGUCCUCUGCCUGAUCCCAAAAAACCCCGCGCCAUGCAUGGAACGCUGAUUAUGAAAGAAAAUAGCUUGAAGCUGGUGUCGUCAGAGCAGGCCCUGAAGGAGCUGGGUCUAAACGAGCAUCAGUUACGCUUCACCUGCCGCGUGCAGCUCCAAGACCCCCACAGCGACUCCGACACGCUGCACAGAAUCUACACACACCUCAAGAGUUUGCUAAAAGAUUACACCAUCCAGCACCUGCCUGAUGGCACAGUGAUGGUGGAAUCCAUCGUCAUCAAAGUCUCCUCCUCAGCCGAAGACGCAAACUCCAAGGUCCUGCUGCUUUCCUGGAGUUAUCAGGAUGAAGAUCUAGGAAGCUACCUCUCUUCUCUGCUCAAAAAGGGUCUACCAACUUGACUCCACUAGUCUGCAUUUUGUAAAGUGCUCUAACCUAAAACGAUGGGACUCUUCAUCAGGGGUUUCUGUCUCUCGCUCCCCAGCACAAAAAAAUGUCAGAUGUUUUCCUGCCAACAUAAACUUUGAGGCUAGAGCUGCUUCCUUCUCUUAGCAGAGAAACUGCGAUAAGAAGGCUGAUCAAAGGACUGAAGCUUGCGGUGAAAUUCAGAUUUUUAUUUUUUUCAUUUUCUAAGAUACAAACAGUUUUACAGAAAAUGCUUCAUUUAUUAGUAUUGUAAUAUUAAGGUAUGUACAGGUUUUAUUUACAUCUACAUUGGAUAUGAAAUAUGUAAACAACUUUAAAACCUGUUUUUUUAUGUGACAGGAAGAAAAAGUCCUGGUUGAUUUAUUUCGAAACUUCAUCCACCUUCAUGGUGAUAUAUUGUAUUUCCUGUACAGUAAAUCUCAACACAAACCAACUAGUAAAAUUAAAAACUUAAAAAGCAGAGGUGCUUUCCAUAACUUUGCACGUUAUUUUUUAUUUCAACCGACCUUUGAUUGUAGUUAAUCUGCCAUCGAAAGCAGGACUUUGCUCCUUUAAGGUCAACAUAAGACAGGAAUAAAUAAAAGAAGUUUCAAAGCUGCUUGUAAUGGAGCCGAUUUUAAAAUUGAC
Messenger RNA from Cyprinodon variegatus (sheepshead minnow), 2514 nucleotides. RefSeq names its product cleavage and polyadenylation specific factor 3-like (gene ints11). The transcript is spliced from 16 exons. NCBI's taxonomy places the organism in Eukaryota, Metazoa, Chordata, Actinopteri, Cyprinodontiformes, Cyprinodontidae. Gene Ontology annotation, biological process: snRNA processing. Bases 156 to 1862 code for a protein of 568 amino acids. Gene Ontology annotation, cellular component: nucleus. The record is from RefSeq and is a predicted model, not a curated record.